Macrosiphum euphorbiae (potato aphid) is the source of this 1107-nucleotide messenger RNA. Lineage: Eukaryota; Metazoa; Arthropoda; Insecta; Hemiptera; Aphididae. The record is from the annotation of a GenBank genome assembly.
AUGACCACUCGUUCGUUGGGAGCCCUGGAAGGUAAAAAAGCGAACGCGAUGGGUAACGCCGCGACGGCUAACAAGAAAGGUGACUCGGCCGAGAGCGUCAAAGAGUUCCUCGACCAGGCCAAGGAGGAUUUCGAGGAGAAGUGGAAAAAGAACCCGACGAACACGGCGGCCCUCGAAGACUUUGACCGUAUCAAGACGUUGGGUACGGGCUCGUUUGGCCGUGUCAUGAUCGUACAACAUAAGGCUUCCAAGGAGUAUUAUGCCAUGAAAAUACUCGACAAACAGAAAGUGGUCAAGUUGAAACAGGUAGAACACACGUUGAACGAAAAGAGAAUUUUACAAGCAAUCAGUUUCCCGUUCCUCGUCAGUUUGAAAUACCACUUCAAGGACAAUUCCAAUUUAUAUAUGGUGCUUGAAUACGUGCCGGGAGGUGAAAUGUUCUCUCACCUGCGGAAGGUUGGCCGAUUCAGCGAGCCACAUUCGCGUUUUUACGCGGCUCAAAUAGUGCUAGCAUUCGAGUACCUACACUAUCUUGACCUAAUCUACAGAGAUCUCAAGCCAGAAAACUUGCUGAUCGAUUCGCAGGGCUAUUUGAAAGUGACUGACUUUGGUUUUGCGAAACGUGUCAAAGGGCGAACAUGGACCCUGUGUGGUACGCCUGAGUAUUUGGCGCCUGAAAUUAUAUUAAGCAAGGGAUAUAAUAAAGCUGUUGACUGGUGGGCUCUUGGAGUUCUAGUAUACGAGAUGGCUGCUGGUUAUCCACCGUUCUUUGCUGACCAACCUAUACAGAUAUACGAGAAAAUUGUCUCGGGCAAAGUACGCUUCCCAUCACAUUUUGGUUCUGACCUAAAAGACCUACUGAGGAACUUGCUACAAGUGGAUCUUACUAAACGAUUUGGCAACCUGAAGAACGGUGUCAACGAUAUCAAAGGACACAAGUGGUUUGCAUCAACAGAUUGGAUUGCCGUGUUCCAGAAAAAAAUUGAAGCUCCGUUCAUUCCUAGGUGCAAAGGACCAGGAGACACAAGCAAUUUUGACGAAUACGAGGAAGAAGCAUUGAGAAUCUCUUCGACGGAAAAAUGCGCCAAAGAGUUUGCUGAGUUUUAA